AUGGCAACCGAGGCCAACCAUUGGCUGUCUGGGAUAUGGCGAUCUUCAAGCAAUCAAAACUUCAAGGAAGCUGUCACUCCGGCGGAGGAGGAACAGUCAGAGGGUUCUGCACGACGUCAGAUAGGACUCACGUCAGCUGUGUUCCUCAUCUUCAACCGCAUGAUUGGCACUGGAAUCUUUGCGACGCCUAGUAGUAUCUUUGCUCUGUCAGGUAGUGUUGGGCUGUCCCUGUUUAUUUGGGUUGCGGGCAUGAUCAUUGCUGCCGCGGGCAUGGCGGUAUACAUUGAAUUUGGAACUGGGAUUCCUCGAAACGGCGGAGAAAAGAAUUACUUGGAAUACGUGUUCCGGAAGCCACGGUUCCUGACAUCGUGCAUGUAUGCUGGAUAUGUGUUUUUCCUAGCAGGUUGGGCGGGAUCUAACUCCGUCAUCUUUGGCGAGUACAUCCUGCACGCAGCGCAGGUCGAGGUAACACGGUGGAAUCAGCGAGGUGUUGGACUUGCUUGCAUCACCACUGCAAUUUUAAUCCACGGCCUUGCCUUGAAAUGGGGACUGCGUCUACAAAACCUGCUAGGCACUAUAAAACUCAUUAUCAUCGUUAUAAUUGCCGUGGCAGGCUGGGCUGCACUGGGAGGCGCUCUCAAAGUUGAGAAGCCGAACAACUUCCAUAAUGCCUUUGAAGGAACCAGGGGAAGCGCAUAUGGAGUGGUCACGGCCCUAUAUAAUGUCAUUUGGAGCUAUAUUGGGUACAACAAUGCCAAUUAUGCAUUGAGCGAGACUAAGAAUCCUGUACGGACGCUGAAGAUCGCCGCCCCUCUCGCGCUGGGGAUUGUGUCGACAUUGUACAUGUUGGUAAAUGUUGCCUAUUUCGCUGCAGUACCAAAGGAUGAAAUACUUUCCUCCGGCCGUGUUCUGGCCGCAUCCUUUUUCCGAAAUGUUUUUGGCUCCAAGGCUGAACGAGCACUAUCCGUCUUCGUCGCGCUCUCAGCUUUUGGCAAUGUGCUCAGUGUUAUCUUCUCGCAAGGCCGUUUGGUCCAAGAGCUUGGUCGUGAGGGUAUUCUCCCAUUCUCUCGGUUAUGGGCCAGCAAUAAACCCCUCGACGCGCCUCUCGCCGGUCUUUUCGAGCAUUGGCUUGUCUCGGUCAUUAUCAUGCUAGCACCCCCACCUGGUGAUGCGUACAACUUUAUUCUUAAUGUAAUCUCAUACCCCCUUUCUAUCAUCAACACCUUCGUCGCCGCCGGCCUUAUCCACCUCUACCUCAACCGGUCAAAAUACAACUGGAACCCUCCCGUCAGAGCGACGCUGCCAGUGGUAAUCUUCUUUGGCCUCAGCAACAUCUUUCUUGUCAUUACACCCUUUGUACAACCCGAAGAAGGCCAGAAUGUCUACAACCAACUGCCCUACUACCUCCAUUGCGUUGUGGGUAUCGCGAUUGUGGUUGCCGGUGGUAUUUACUGGCUCAUCUGGGCGCAGUUGUUGCCGUGGCUGGGCAACUAUCGGCUUGAGCAGGAGGCGUUUGUGGGAGAGGAUGGGUGGAAGAGGAAGGUGUUUGUAAAAUAUGGGAAGUAG
This is a messenger RNA of Paracoccidioides brasiliensis Pb18, 1566 nucleotides long. RefSeq lists its product as uncharacterized. Gene Ontology annotation, molecular function: L-amino acid transmembrane transporter activity. Gene Ontology annotation, cellular component: membrane. The coding region runs from base 1 to 1566 and encodes 521 amino acids. The record is from RefSeq and is a predicted model, not a curated record. Gene Ontology annotation, biological process: amino acid transmembrane transport. The transcript is spliced from 6 exons.